CCAGAGGGAUAACGGCCAGUUGAAAGGUGUUUCCAAAAACAUUCCAGCUCUCCUACAAAAAGGAAACACAAAAGGGAGAAGGAGCUGUGCCCAUUGACUGGUAGCAUCUGGUAGUCCCUGAGAAAAAUUACUGGCUGCAGCUUCUUGAAGCUCUACGUAUUUCUAUCCAGAUUGCCCUGGGCAUCAGUCAACUUGUCCUCCACCAUGAAGUCCCUCUUAUUCUGUUGCCUCUUUGGCGCUUUCUUAGCUACAGGCAUGUGUCUUGAGUGCGAGUUUUGUAACGAGUUGGGCCAGAAUUGUUCCGGCUGGACAAAAACCUGUGAUGAGAAGGAAGAUACUUGUAUCACCUUUCAAACUGAAGUGAUAAGAGCCCCUCUGUCCAUCACUUUCACUUCAAAAGCCUGUGGAACUUCGGACACUUGCCAUCUUGACUAUGUGGAGACAAGUCUACAUAACUAUCUAACAGUGAGGUCCAAACGUGCCUGCUGUACGGGAGUUGAAUGUCAAACUCAGUCACCUCCUGUGCUUGAACCCCAAGCCAACCGACCCAACGGACUUCAGUGUCCUGGAUGCAUUGGACUCAGCUCCACUGAAUGCACUGAGCACCUGGUUUCCUGCCGGGGAUCUGAAAACCAGUGUUUGUCUUUAACUGGGAAGAACAGUGAGAUCCUCUUCAGGGAGAUUUCCUUCAAAGGAUGCGCUUCAGAGAGUCUGUGCACUUUGCUUGAGAAGGAUUUCUGGACAUUUUUAGGGGAAUUAGAAGUAGACAUGAAAUGCACCCCAGCCGUCCCGCAGACUUCCCAGUGAUGUAUAACUGCACGUCAAGGCCAUCGCUCCACCUUACUAGAGCUUAGGAGCCAACAUGGCUCAUUCUGUUUUAGUCAGUUUUCCACAGAAUUCUCGUUCUUCUGGAUGUGUCAAAGUUUCCUGCAACUAAUGUGGAAAUUAACUGAGCCAUGGUUCAAUCAAUAAAGCAGUAACUUUAAAAAGAA
Messenger RNA from Ahaetulla prasina, 992 nucleotides. Its product is annotated as phospholipase A2 inhibitor gamma subunit B-like. Lineage: Eukaryota; Metazoa; Chordata; Lepidosauria; Squamata; Colubridae. Gene Ontology annotation, molecular function: phospholipase A2 inhibitor activity. The record is from RefSeq and is a predicted model, not a curated record. The coding region runs from base 205 to 807 and encodes 200 amino acids. The transcript has 6 exons. Gene Ontology annotation, cellular component: extracellular region.